UAGUGAACGCCUACUCUUAGGGUAGGUAAGUGAACUACCUGUGAAGGCCGCUCGGGCACCUGUAGGAGUCGGAAGCUGGGGUCCUCCCAACGGGGGACAUGAAAUUCUUAUGACCGGUAUUCGCCCCAUUAGAAUCUAUUUACAUGCCGCAACCGCUUUCUCGUUUUCUGAUAACUCCAGUCGAUAUCUCCGGUUUGGUGGGACGCGCUUCUUCGAUCUGUUGGGCUUUUAUUAGAAUGUUUUGUCAAUUGUUGAACACUCCACAUAAUCAAUUUGCAUAAACGACGCAAUACUACGGCUAUUGAAAAUUUUUCGGACCGGAUUUCCGUUAAUACCAACCCAGGAAAAAAUGACGGGUUUUGAAAGUCGGGGCGAAAUAGAGGCUAAAAAGACGCUGAGUGGGUGCGGAGGCCGAACCAUGUCGCAUCACAGCGAUGACAACAUGCUGAUCGCGACCAGCGACUCCUUCUGGGAACCGGGCAAUUACAAGAAAACCACCAAGAGGAUCGAAGACGGCUACAAGCUGUGCACCGAACUGAUGACCUUAGUGAACGAGCGCGCAGAGAUCGAAAAGGCGUACGCGAAGAGUCUCAAGACAUGGUCGAAGAAGUGGAACGACUCUAUUGAGAAGGGACCGGAAUACGGAACUACGGAAGCGGCCUGGAAGGGAGUCCUCGGCGAAGCCGACAGACGAUGUGAUCUUCAUACGAAAAUUAGAGACAAUCUCACCAACGAUGUGAUAAAUAAAAUUAAAGUCUGGCAGAAAGAUGCAUAUCAUAAAUCGAUGAUGAAUAUUAAAGAAAAGAAAGAUAUGGACGAUGCGUUUAAAAAAGCACAGAAACCAUGGGCGAAGUUGCUGCAAAAGGUCGAAAAGGCCAAGAGUGAUUAUCACACGGCGUGUAAAACGGAAAAGUCAGCGGCCAAUCAGGAGAGGAAUGCAGCAGGGGAUAGCUCGUUUUCGGCCGAUCAGGUGAAAAAGAUGCAAGACCGUGUCCAGAAAUCAAAGGAAGAGGUGCAAAAAUGCAAAGAAAAGUACGAAUUGGCCCUGCAAGAGAUCAAUCAAUACAAUCCUAAAUACAUGGAAGAUAUGACCGUAGUAUUUGACAAAUGCCAAGAAAUGGAAGCUCAAAGGUUGAAUUUUAUCAAAGGGACCCUUUUCGACAUCCACAAAUACCUAAAUGUUUCCCAAGACCCGACGUUACAACAAAUUUACGAGGAAUUGUACCACACGAUUAAUAAUGCCGACUAUGAGAAGGACUUGAAAUGGUGGUCAAACAACCAUGGGGUGAACAUGGCUAUGAAUUGGCCGCAAUUCGAGGAAUAUUCCAGCAAUAACAAAGCAUUGAAAGCUAAAACUACCGUGACUGCUGUCAAAGUCAACAAUACGCCGCCAGUUCAGAAGAAGGACGUCAAACCGGCGACAGUUGAAAAGGUCGAGAGUCCUGCGAAUCGAGCGUCGACUAUAACGAACGGGUCGAGUACAAAAGAUGCGAAUCCUUUUGACGAGGAGGAGUGGGACGAGAGUGAUGCCCUGGUGGAUAAUGGGGAGCCGGGGGUUCCGGUUAAGGCGUUGUAUGACUAUGAAGGAGCGGAAAACGACGAACUAAGUUUCAAAACAGGUGACAUAUUUGAGAAAUUAGAAGAUGAGGACGAGCAAGGAUGGUGUAAGGGGCGUAAAGACGGGCGAGUGGGGCUGUAUCCAGCCAAUUAUGUUGAAGUGGUGCCACAUUGAUACGUGUCAAAAUGUUAAUUGUUGUUAUUUUUGAAAUAUAUAGAGCUAUUGCUCGUUACGAAAUAUAAGUUUUUGUUGACUGGCAUAAGUAUUGCCUUACAGUAUUGUACAAAUUGAUGGGAUAAAAACAGAUUAUAAUUUAUGAUAUUAUGAAGCAUUUUUUUCUGUUCGGUUGUAACGUUUUUUUAGAGAAUAUAACGUAAUAGUGUUAGGCCUACUCAUUGCAUUAAUGUAUAUACAUUUGAUUAAAUCAGAACACUUCCAGUGGGUACAUAUGAUCAUUUAGUUUAGGUAUUUGUAAAUUAUUACCUAGAAUAGAGUGAUUAUAAAUUGUAUAUAACGUAAAAACAGUAAUAAAUUAUAAUCUAUUUUA
Molecule: messenger RNA, 2105 nt
Organism: Tribolium madens (black flour beetle)
Lineage: Eukaryota; Metazoa; Arthropoda; Insecta; Coleoptera; Tenebrionidae
Gene: Synd
Product: protein kinase C and casein kinase substrate in neurons protein 1
Exons: 8
Coding region: 350-1732 (460 amino acids)
Biological process (GO): plasma membrane tubulation; cytoskeleton organization; regulation of endocytosis
Cellular component (GO): cytoplasm; plasma membrane; endosome
Molecular function (GO): phospholipid binding; protein binding
Source: RefSeq, a predicted model, not a curated record